CCCCACAACCGUCGAGGACAUGGAGGAGCUUCUGCUGCCCGGCAGUGAGGAGGAGGCGCGCUCCGAGCACAGCUCGUUUGCUCCGCUGGACUCAGAGAGGACGAUGUGGGAGCGGGUCAAAUCUUUCUUCCAGGAAAUAGGGAUGGGAAGCCUGAGGAGCGUAAGGGAUUUCUGUAAGAGGAACGGGCUGCUAACGCUAUCAGUCAUCUCCGUCAUCACUGGCUGCACUCUGGGCUUCAUGCUGAGAGGAACCCAACUGUCCACACAGGCCAAGAUUUACUUCUCCUUUCCGGGAGAGCUGCUGAUGAGGAUGCUAAAGAUGCUCAUCCUUCCUCUCAUCACGUCCAGUUUAAUGUCGGGUUUGUCGUCAAUGGAAUCGAAGGCGUGCUGCCGGAUGGGCGUCCUCACCGUCACCUACUACCUGUGGACCACCUUUAUAGCCGUGGUGGUCGGCAUCAUACUGGUCAUCAUCAUCAAACCAGGCGUGGGGACGGACAUGGAGAGCAACCGGCUGGGCGGAGGGCCCGUCAUGACCUCAGCUGAUGCCCUGCUUGAUCUGAUCAGAAACAUGGUUCCCUCCAACUUGAUUGAAGCCACAUUUCAACAGUACAAGACAGACCUGAUCCCCAUCCUUAAAGUUCCAACCAAAACCAUCCAGCCCAACUUUGUCUACGUCAUUCCGGAUGACGACGACCCCAAAGGGCGGACGGUGUACCUGGAGCUGACUCCGCCCCCUGAUGUCAUGUACAAAACCAGUCCCGGCAGCAGCCAGCAGAUGAAUGUGCUCGGCAUCGUCAUCUUCUCUGCCACGAUGGGUCUGCUGCUGGGCAGGAUGGGAGAACGUGGAGCUCCUCUGGUCAACGUCUGUCAGUGUAUCAAUGAGUGUGUGAUGAAGAUCAUCAACGCUGCUGUUUGGUAUUUUCCAUUUGGGAUCAUCUUCUUGGUGGCUGGAAAAAUCCUGGACAUGCAGGACCCGAGCACACUCGGGAAGAAGCUGGGCUGGUACGGUAUCACUGUGCUUGCCGGCCUGUUCGUCCAUGGCCUCAUCCUCCUCCCUUCCUUCUACUUCAUCCUCACCAGGAAGAAUCCCUUUGCCUACAUCCGUGGGCUUCUUCAGGCCAUGGUGAUUGCCCUGGCCACUUCUUCCAGUUCUGCUACGCUGCCCAUCACCAUGAAAUGCUUGUUGGAAAACUGCCAUGUUGACCGGCAGAUUGCUCGCUUUGUCCUCCCUGUUGGAGCCACAAUUAACAUGGACGGCACAGCGCUAUACGAGGCAGUGGCGGCCAUCUUCAUAGCUCAGGUUAACGAUUAUGAGCUGGACUUUGGCCAAUUAGUCACUAUCAGCAUCACCGCAACAGCCGCCAGCAUCGGUGCAGCCGGCAUCCCCCAGGCUGGGCUGGUUACGAUGGUGAUAGUGCUCACAUCAGUGGGCCUCCCACCAGAUGACAUCACACUCAUUGUGGCCAUUGACUGGAUCCUUGACCGGUUUCGGACCAUGAUCAAUGUCCUGGGCGAUGCGCUGGCAGCAGGAAUUAUUGCUCACCUCUGUCGGAAGGACUUCCCCCUCAGUGGAACAGGAAAGCCGGUGCCGACUUAUGGGACGCAGACCACCCAUACCAACUCCCACAGCACUGAUGUGCCGAUGGCCGAGAUCCACACGCACAAAGACUGCAUGUUCGAGGCGGCCGGCGACUCGGUGAGCCAGGGGCACGCUCACACCGUUUACUACAACAUCUGCCAGGUGUGACGGGCAGGCCGGAGCCUCGGGAUGCCUCACAGCUGCCACGGUCCAGUCAGAACACACUGUGCCAUCAGAAAAGCCACAGCUAUCUGGUGAGGACUUAGAGUCACAGACCCACCUGCUGGUCUUCCCCACACACAAGCCUUUUAUGUUCUGACUGUUUAUCAAAGGGCUUCUGGACCAAACCAGGUCAACGGAACAAAGCAAAAGAACCCCAGAGUCGGGGUUCUGACUUGGAUCUCCCACUGGAACAAAGCUCAUAUCAGUCUGACCACUCAGGUGUUCAGACAAACCUCUGAGUGAUCUGAUUGGCCACUCCAGGUGCUCACCCUGCCUAAAGGGACAAAGAUAAUGAAUUGAUCCAAGUGCCCUUCAUCUCACAGAUGCAGCCGUGCUCUUCCUCUGCAUGCUGGCAUGCGCUCUGGCUGCCUUCAUUUGAAGUCGUGGUGCAUUAUUCCCUCCCUUUGUUUACUUUCUUUUGACCAGAAUCGUAGAACCAAAGUUAGGCAGAGCUCGUGUGAUCGGCUGGAUUUCAUCUAAUGACUGCCCUCUUUUUCAAACAUUCAGAACGGCUCCGCAGAUUUUCAAGAACCAUCUGAUCUCAGAUAAGACCUCAAAAAGACACUGAAUCAUUCUCAGAUCACUCUGUGAAUAUCAGCAACAACAAACCCAACCAGUGAGCUGCAGCGUGCUGGUGUGGAGUGCCAUUUUAACCUGUGAGGAUGUGGAUGAAUGCCUACGAAACCUCAAAUGAUGAAUGUGGAUAUAUAUAGUUUCUUUUUUUAAGACUGCAUUAUGUUUCGUGCUCUAAUAUUAAAUUGAGGGGGCGUGGUUCUCCAUUACCAAUCAUUACAUCACCUUAUAAAGGAAAAGAAUUCAAAUACUGUAUUUCUAUGUUUUACUAUUGUUGCUUUGACAUGUAAAUGUGGACAAAUACUUAUCCAGAAGCCAAAGUAGGACAGAAUAAACUUCAAACUAGAUUAAAGAUGUGCCGCUAAACUAUGGAAAGGAACCAAUACCACUCAUAAAAGGGAAGUAUCACAAAGAGAAAAAACAUAGAGUUAACAGAUGCAGUAAUACAUAAACACCUGACAGAAACAGACUAAAGCAGAGAACUGUAAAGAAAAUUUAACCAAACAGAACAAAGAAGAAACCUGAAUAUACUAAAUAAGAAAGCAUAAAUUAAAUUAAACCAAAAAAUAACACAAAUUCCUCCCUGACAUGCGAAGAUCCCAAAUGUGGCUUUGACCCAGAACUGAGAACUGAGCGGCUGGUCAUCAGGAUGGACAGCUGCAUUAAUCUGCCGUCUGACCAUUGUGUAUUAGUCAUGAUUAAACGGCCUUCUCGUGUUUGGACCACCAUAUUCCCUCUGAGUAUAGAUUCAGACGCGAAGAACAAGCACUGACCUCAGUUUAACCUCAAGUUGGUCGCUGUUAUUUUCUGGAGAAAAGAUGGCGUUUCCUCGUGUGACUAUGCGUUCAAACCCCAAAGAAGCAGCUUACUGAGGAUAUUUACUUCCCCUCUUCGUGAUGAAACUAAUAAUCCAACACCCUGAGCUUUCUUAACUUCAUAAACACCGCCUACACGCUGGCACAUCCAGAACAAAUGUGUGAUGCUUUUGGUGAAGUGUCCCCUGGACUCGUUCAAGGGGGAAAUGUAGCCCUGCCUUAAUCUGUUGUUUUCACCUCAAAGUUCCUCUGCCAACACACACCACCAACUCCUGGUUUCAGCUAUCAACAUUUUGAUUCUCUCUUUUAUAUUCUGUGUCAUUUGUGUUUAUUUGUAUUUGGAAAUAAAAAUGUGUCAGUUUAUUCUUUCUGUUCGACGAUGUCA
Molecule: messenger RNA, 3574 nt
Organism: Menidia menidia (Atlantic silverside)
Lineage: Eukaryota; Metazoa; Chordata; Actinopteri; Atheriniformes; Atherinopsidae
Source: the annotation of a GenBank genome assembly